Melitaea cinxia (Glanville fritillary) is the source of this 4393-nucleotide messenger RNA. Its product is annotated as max dimerization protein 1-like. Gene Ontology annotation, biological process: regulation of transcription by RNA polymerase II. The record is from RefSeq and is a predicted model, not a curated record. Gene Ontology annotation, molecular function: DNA-binding transcription factor activity, RNA polymerase II-specific; protein dimerization activity; RNA polymerase II cis-regulatory region sequence-specific DNA binding. The transcript has 7 exons. Lineage: Eukaryota; Metazoa; Arthropoda; Insecta; Lepidoptera; Nymphalidae. Bases 129 to 806 code for a protein of 225 amino acids.
UGUUUUUGACAUCGGCAAACGCAGUCGUGAACUUCGGAGCGAAUAAAGAUACUUUUAUUUAUAGUUUUUAAUCGAAUAUAGUCGUGUGACGUUUGUGAACACCUGUGUCGAACCGGGAUUUUAUAAAUAUGAGUAUUGCUGACCUGAUCCAAGCUGCUGAAUACAUCGAAAGGCGAGAUAGAGAGUCGGAGCACGGAUACGCGUCGAGCCUACCGGCGUACGAGGAGACUCGUGCUGGCGGAAGGCGGCCCAAGACGAAAAAAUCGCAGGGCAGCAGGACCACUCAUAACGAGUUGGAAAAGAACAGAAGAGCUCACCUCAGAAGUUGCUUGGAGAAGCUGAAGGAUAUGGUACCCUUAGGCCCCGAAGCGUCAAGACACACAACAUUAGGAUUAUUAACAAAAGCGAAAAGGUUUAUAAAGAGCCUGGAAGAGCGGGAAAAGAGGCAUUCGAGUCAUAAAGAACAGUUAGCAAGAGAACAGCGCUACUUGAGACGGCGGCUGGCUCAGCUCAGGGCAAGUCGGGACGUUACGCGUUCCCUGUCUGAGAGUGCGAUGGUGCACGCCCACGCCACCAGGGCGGAUUCCCUUUCGUCGCUCGAGUCCUCAUCUGGCGUGUCUACGGCCGAACGGUCGCCCUCAUCCGUCUCUGAGAGUGACGAAGUGGACGUGAUCGGCUACACGUCGAACCAGAGCGACAGCGAGUCGCUAGGGUCUGGUCACAGCGGUGACAGUGGGGUGGGCGUGGCGCGGGGCCGGCGCUCGCGGCGAAGCAAGCCGGCACGCGCGAGAUACACCAGGGUGUAGGUGAACGCAACGCGGCGCGAGCUCCGUGCGGUGCGCUCUCCGCCACCGACCGUCUUCGUGUAACAAACAAAACAAUCGUAGGACAUUUUGUUGGUACUGUACUAAGGCGAAUGUUGUUCGUUGUCCGUCGUCCGUGACUGAGUGGCCAGUGACCGGAGACGUCUGUGCCCGCGCCGCACACACUACUCGACACACCCACACACACACACACACACACACAUACACAUACAUACACACACAUCUGCGAACCAUUACCGAGUACAAAAUUGCCAAAAAAAAAUGUAAAAACAAUUCUAUUUUUUUCUCUCUCUUCACUCUUUGGUGUUAAUCUUGGACUGUGUUAUCAGCUUCACAUCACAACGGGGCUCAGAUGUUUUCGAAAUGUUAUGUGCUCCCAAUAUAAUAAAAAAAAAAACAUCAAAAUUAUUUAUCGCAUUAUUUUUUCGUUACUUCUUAAUAUAUUUAUAAAUUAUAUUUUUAUCAUCUGGAACAUGCCUUUUAAUUCCUUAGGUACUUAUUGUUAUUGAUUUCCAUAAACUAGAGAUGUCGCGAGAGCGAAUGUUGUAUAGAUAACAAUUUUAUAUUUUGUAUAUUAUUUUAUUUUAUUUUUUCUUGUAUAAAUUAAUCAAAUAGAUUUUAGAUCUGUGCGCAUUGGUCGAUCUAACCACUGCGAAAUUAUUUUGGGUUCUUCAUCUUACAUGACAGCCCACCAAAAAUAUUUAAGUUCUAACAAAAAAUAUAUAUAUUUAUUAACGAAAAGGUACUAAAAUGCGAUUGUGAGGGUUGAAUGUAGUCCCAUUUAUCGCUAUUUCUGUAUCUAUCGCAAAUCGUGGCACGGUCUCUGGACGCUAGUUGUCAAGAUGACUUUUAACCACGGUCUUAUAUACAGGUCAUGCAACUAAGCCCGUUUUUAAUGAUGAGAGAUUAAACGAUACGAUAGUGUCAUAACUUUUCGUUCGCGUCAACGCCGCUGUACGUCACUGCUAUCGAUGUGUGCGGAUACGUGGUGCGGUGCGCAUGGAGCACGCCGAGUGAUGGUUCAUUGUAAUUGGUUAUUUUUUAAAACAUCAUAUUGUUAUGCCUCUGGCGGCUAUAAAUUGAAAAGAAAAGCGCAACCAUUAAGCCGCCUUGCCCCCACCACUGUUGUUGCACGACUUGUUUAUAAAUAAGACUGUGCAUUUAACUCGAAAUAACAAGAUGGCGUCUUAUGUACGCAGAGAAAGCUUCACGUUUUGCAAAAUCGCUAACAUUGUUAAGUAUUAAUAUUGAAUGUAUAUGAUCUCACUUCAUUGUCACAGACCUGUGCGAGUAAUAUGUCACUUUAACAUUAGUAAUUAAUAAGUAAAUUCGUUCAGCGGCCAGUCGAUAUUUAUUUACGUAAUACUGAUCCAAUUGAUGAUUGAAGUCGAAGUUUGACACGAUUACUCGCAUGGUUUAUUUUUCAUGUGGACACACACAUACCAAAAAUAAUAUAAAUAUGGAAUGAAAAGCUGGACAAUACACUGUGUUGAUAAAAAUGAAACCUUUACUAGGAGACAUUUAUUGUAAACAAUAUAUUUUUGUUAUGACUAUUGUAUCUUAUAAUAUUUAAUUGUUAAUUCAUUUUACUAUGUAUGGCUGGUUUGAUUGUAUCGUUUAAAUGUAUUUUUUCGACGACAAUACGUUACGGACCUUCGCUCGAUCCAAAUCUCAAUCGCUUCUGGUCCUGCAGAAUGUUAUUAUUUUUUUUUAAAACAUAAAUUUAUUGUAAGUUGUUUUAGGUAUGGAUGUUAUAAUAAGUAUAGUUAUAAACGUAUAAUUAUUGAAAUGACAGUCUGAUCUCUUAAGAUAAUGCGUUAUCUAUCGGUUAGCGGCUGAGCCGCGUGUGUCCGUCGGGCGCCUCUCACACGAAUGAAAAACCUUAAUUAUCACGAUUUAAAUUCUCGCCAAAAUUAUAUUCAAGUUAUUUUAUUUUGUCAAUAAAAGGAAAUAUUUUUGCAAAACUCAAUUGUUAUUUUAAAACGGUUUAUCGUUUCAACGAGUAUGUCUAGUCGAUUACAAAAUAAAUUAUUAAAAAUUCACAUACGCUAAUUACUCGGUUAGGUAGAAAAAUAUAGACAUAUAUUUUGGCGCGCAUUUACAACGUGAUAUUAUCUGUGCCCGAUGCUUGCAUCAGCUUUACGAGUUGUGGUUUUCGAGGAUCGAAUCCUUUAUGUAGUCGCUAUUUCUUAAUAAGAAUGUUAUAUUGCAAUGUUACAAAGAAUAUUUUAAGUAUAGGGCCAGUAACUAUAAAGGUCAAGCGACGUCGAGAGGAUUCGACCUCGGAAGCCUUAGCUGCGUCUGUCAUAUCCUGCCUCAAAUAUGUCGAAAGAAAAAAAAGAAAUAUUUAUCUUUUGGAAAUUAAUAUAUCACAAAUUUUUAUUUAUUUAUAGGACAGCGCUCUGUCGAUUUAUGUUAAACCGUACCAGUGUUUGGCUUCCACUCGCACGCCUGUAUGAUCCGAAACACCUCGACAUUUCACCGAAGACCUUUGCGAUAUCUCAUUCAUGUUUCAUUUGCGACCGAGUAUAGAUGGGUAGAAGCGGCGACGGGACGCUCUAAGAGUACAAAUUCUGUAUAAGCCCCUACUUGAGUGUUAAUUCUAAACGUUAAUUUUAAUCACGAAACAGGGAGAUGGUAUCGUCAGAGUACGAAAAUAGUGUAUAAGCGCGCGGGCGACAGUCGUAGCCUACGGUGCAGCUCUGCCUUUGGUGUUGUCUCUUCCUUAACUAAAUAUCGGUAUCCUAUUGCUACAGUGACUUUGAUUUGCGAUAUCUUCCGACUGUACUCUUCUUCGUAGACGUAUCGGCGCGUAGGGCGCCUCAUGUAAUACAGGUGUAUCACUGUAACGAUAGGGUAUUAGAGGCGGUGCGCGCCCCCGUGCGCGUCGCGUUAGAUAAGAAAACUGUUAUUAGAAACAAAUUGCAACACGCCGCCCUGGCCGCCGCUCCCCGCCGACCCGACUUAGUCGCUGUAAAUUAAAAUUAGUCCGGCGUUGUAAAAAUAUCACCGAUUUGUAAAUAUUUGGAGCCAAAAUUUUUAUACAAAUUAUUAAAUAGAUAGAUAUAUUCUCGGACCAAGUGGGCGGGAGCGGCGGUGCCUUUAACGGACCGUCAUCGAAACGUCAUUGGAACGUCAUUAUUUGGUUUGACAUUUCUCUCACGAAUGUCAAAUUAAUAAUCUGUCAGUUCUAGGGUUCCGACUUCCGAGAGAGAGGCGCUAUGUAGAAUUAUGUCGCGACUGGGGUUUUUGUUUCUACGAGUCGAAAUGUUUGGAAAUAUAAAGAAAUAAACACGUGACUGAAUUUUCAUGUUAUUUCAAUCCAUUUCGAAAAGUAUUGAAGGUAAUUCGCGAAUCGCAAUAUAAUUGUCUAUGCGCUUAACUCUCGAGUUCGUUGUCAAGGCGGCACGCAGUCGUUGUCAAAUCGUAGAGGCAAAACAUUAGGUACUAUUGUGACUACUGCUGAUGUGACUUGGCAGCAUUAUUCUAUGUAAUUGACGAAAAGCACAUAUAAUUUACUAUAUGUAAAAAGUUAUAGAAUUAAUUUAAUAAAAUUAUAAAUAAAUCUU